UUAUUAUCUGAAAAUGAGUUAUUAAAAAAAAAAUUAAAAGAAAGAUUUAAUAGUCAGCAGGAUCGUAUCGAAGCUAUAAUUGAUAUUGCCAAAAAAGAGCGAAAUAAUUUAUAUGAAGAUAUAACUAAUUUGAUGGAAGAUCAUAAUCGUUUUCAUUUAGAUAGUCUUUUAAAUUAUUCUCCUUCUU
Messenger RNA from Racocetra fulgida, 187 nucleotides. The record is from the annotation of a GenBank genome assembly. NCBI's taxonomy places the organism in Eukaryota, Fungi, Glomeromycota, Glomeromycetes, Diversisporales, Gigasporaceae.